UCCCUCUUCAGUUCGUCUACUGGCCAGUUAAAAAAUAUAGUUGGAUGAAGAGUUUCAAUCCAGCAGCCGUCGAGGAAGAGAGGGCGGCGAUGGUGCCGCCGCCUCCUGCAGCCCGGGAAGAGAUCGUCGAUGAUCCGCCGGCGGAGCAUCAGCCGUCGUCAUCACCAGCAACGAAGCCGUGCUGGAAGGCGACUACGAGCAGCCUUGUGUUUCUUGUGUUUCUUGCUUUGCUCGUCGGCACCAACUGGAUCCACCACGAAGCUGUUCAACAGUACUACUUGUUCCAUCCGGUCAUCGGCGGCGGCAGUUUCAGUCGGCAUGGGCGUGCUCCUGGCCGCACCCGCUCAUCGACGGCGUCCCUCGUACCCAUACCCUUCAGCUGCGGCAACGACACGUCGUCCCCGUCACUCUGCCGCCGCCGCGCAUCACCGCCAGCACCAGCACCAGCACCAUCACCAUCCUCGUCAUCACAGCAACAAUACUCCCCGGGCGUGCCGCCACCUUGGUGCCCGGACUACUUCCGCCACAUCCACACGGACAUGGAGCCAUGGCGAGCGACGGGGAUCACGCGAGACGCGGUGGAGCGCGCCCGGCCCAAUGCGGAGUUCCGGCUCGUGGUGGUCUCCGGGCGCGCCUACGUGGAGAAGUAUCGCCGAUCGUUUCAGACGCGGGAUAUCUUCACGCAGUGGGGCAUCCUCCAGCUGCUCGCCCGCUACCCCGGCCGCGUGCCGGACGUCGACGUCAUGUUCGGCACCGGCGACAUUCCCGUGUUGCGCGCCGCCGACUACCCCGACCAUUCCACCGCGCCGCCGCUCUUCCGCUACUGCAAGGACGGGACGGAGCUGGCCAUCCUCUGGCCCGACUGGUCCUUCUGGGGCUGGCCUGAGGUCAACGUUCGGCCAUGGGGGGCGCUAACGGAGGACUUCGUCCGAGAGAACGGGCGUCUGUCGUGGCCAGACAGGGAGCCCUACGCGUUCUGGAAGGGCAACCCCGACGUCUCGCCGGUGCGCCGCGAUCUCUUCCGGUGCAACAACGACUCCGCCGCCGGCAAGGAAUGGAACGUGCGGGCGUUCAAGCAGGACUGGAAAGCCGCCCACCGCAACGGCUUCAGGGACUCCGACCUGGCGAAGCAGUGCCGGUACAGGUACAAGAUCUACGUGCAGGGACGGGCGUGGUCGGUGAGCGAGAAGUACAUCCUCGCCUGCGACUCGCCGAUGCUGGCCAUCGACACGCCCUUCGAGGACUUCUUCACCCGGGGGCUCGUCGCCGGCAAGCACUACUGGCCCAUCGACCCGGCGCGCAAGUGCGCCGCCAUUAAGUUCGCCGUCGACUGGGGCAACGCCCACCCGGGGCAGGCGCGGCGUAUGGGCGAAGAAGGCAGCGGGUUCGCGAGGGAGGAGAUGAGCAUGGACUACGUAUACGAGUACAUGCUCCACGCGCUGACGCAGUACAGUGCGCUGCUCCGGUACAAGCCCACCGUGCCCGAGAAAGCCGUGGAGGUCUGCGUCGAGUCCAUGGCCUGCCCCAGACGUGGCCGCGAGAGGGAGUUCAUGAUGGAGUCCAGGGAGAGGUACGUGGCCGGGCGCGAGCUGUGCACGCUGCCGCCGCCGUUCACUGCCGAGGAGGUAAGGGAAAUGGCUGUCAGGGACGAGCAGGUGCGAAGCAAAAUACUCCAGAUGGAGGAGGGACACUAGACGGCAUUCAUCAAUCUGAUUACUUACUUCAUUUAGCAUGAAUUGCCCCUCCCCUCUUUAACUCGUGCGUAUUCCACAAGAUUUAGCAUGAAUCGUCAAAUAAAGAUAAGGAACAUCCAAUCCA
Molecule: messenger RNA, 1818 nt
Organism: Triticum dicoccoides
Lineage: Eukaryota; Viridiplantae; Streptophyta; Magnoliopsida; Poales; Poaceae
Product: O-glucosyltransferase rumi-like
Exons: 2
Coding region: 45-1694 (549 amino acids)
Source: RefSeq, a predicted model, not a curated record